Messenger RNA from Dujonia railenensis, 1422 nucleotides. The record is from the annotation of a GenBank genome assembly. Lineage: Eukaryota; Fungi; Ascomycota; Pichiomycetes; Serinales; Debaryomycetaceae.
AUGAACAGUAAAUUACAAGCUGCCGUUGACGAGAUUGUCGACCAGUUCACCGUUGAUAAGGAUUUCCUUUGCAAUGCCACCGAUCAUUUCUUAGAGAGUAUGGAUCUGGGAUUGCAACAUCAUACUCCAAAGAGGGAAUUCAUGCCAAUGAUUCCAACUUAUGUUACCGCUAUUCCUACUGGUAAGGAAAAGGGCCUCUUUUUGGCUGCCGAUUUAGGUGGGACUAAUUUUAGAGUUUGCUCUAUUAAUUUGAAAGGAGACCAUACAUUCACUUUAGAGCAAGCUAAAGCUAGAAUUCCGGACGAAUUAAUGAAAGAUUCAACCGCAGAAGACUUAUUUGCUCACUUAGCUAAGAAGGUCAAGCAGUUUUUAGAAGAAUUCCAUCAAGAAUUAAAUGUGCUGGAAGAUAAAUUGAAGCUUGGCUUUACAUUUUCUUUCCCAGUGGACCAAAGUGCCUUGAAUAGAGGAAAACUCAUUCGUUGGACAAAGGGUUUUGACUUACCAGACUGUGUAGAUAAAGACGUUGUUAUUUUAUUUCAAAAUGAGCUAGACAAGUUGGGAGUAAAGGUUCAUAUUGCUGCAUUAGCCAAUGAUACAGUGGGAACCUUACUUUCUAGGGCAUAUUCAAACAAUCCGGCAGUAACUAAUUCAAAUACAGUCGUGGGAGCAAUAUUUGGAACAGGAACUAAUGGUGCGUACUUUGAAAAGUUGGACAAAAUUCCAAAAUUGAAAAAAGAACAGAUUACUGAGGGAACUACUGGUAUGGUAAUCAACACUGAAUGGGGUUCUUUUGACAAUACCUUGAAAGUUUUACCAAAAUCAAAAUUUGAUGAAAAAUUAGACUUGGAAACAGCAAAUGUUGGAUAUCACUUAUUUGAGAAAAGAAUUAGUGGAAUGUUCUUGGGUGAAUUGCUUAGAAUCAUUUUGAUUGAUUUAUUUGACCAAGGAUUGAUUUUCCAAGAUUUGUACAAGUCCAGAGGGGGUUCUUUACCGCAUAGAUUAGCAGAACCCUGGCAAUUAUCUUCUGAAGUAUUGUCCUACUUACAAAUUGAUGAUUCAACGAGCUUGAAAAUGUCAGGAUUAAUCUUAGAAAACGAGUUAAGAUUACCUACAAAUGAGGAAGAGAGACUUGUAAUUCAGAAGAUAACUCAAACUGUUUCCACGAGAGCCGCUAGACUUUCUGCAAUCCCUUUGGCUGCAAUUGUUAAACGUGUCAGCGAACAAUACGAAGAUGAUGACAAGGACUUCGAGUUUGGUUGUGAUGGUUCCGUAGUUGAGUUUUAUCCUGAUUUCCAAGCCAAGAUAUUAGAAGCAAUUGCAAUUAUUAACCCAUUGAAAGGGUCGAACAAAAAGAUACACUUGAAAAUUGCGAAGGAUGGUAGUGGAGUAGGCGCUGCAUUAUGCGCAAGUGUUGCAAAAUAG